UGAACCCUUUGGUUUUACUUCCGGGUGAGACGAGCUGCUGAAUCCGCUACUGUUAGCGAGUGAUUGGCAGCAACUUCUUCGACUGGAAUAUUUGGUAAAAAAAAUUAUUUUGCGGCGAAUAACACAAACACCGAUUGCUUUUAUCAACGAAGGAUGGACAUACUUAAAGCUGAGAUCGCGAGGAAGCGGAAACUCAUCGAGGAAAAGCAGCUUGUCGACGACUCCAAGAAGUUCUUCAAAAGGGCAGAUCUUUCACGCAAGGAGCAAGAGGACUACUUCCGCAGAUGUGGCUAUAAGAUUGACAAAAAAGAAGAGGAUGACGCUUCCACCUCAGCUAAUCCGGUGUUGGAGCUGGAACUGACAGAAGAGAAGCUGCCCAUGACGCUGUCGCGGCAGGAGGUCAUCCGGCGCUUGAGGGAACGAGGCGAGCCCAUCCGACUGUUCGGGGAGUCCGACUACGACGCCUUCCAGAGACUCCGCAAGAUUGAGAUUCUGACGCCAGAAGUAAACAAGGGUUUGAGGAAUGACCUGAAGGCGGCCAUGGACAAGAUCGACCAGCAGUACCUGAACGAAAUCGUCGGCGGGACCGAGCCGGGAGAAGUCGACACGCAGCAUGACCUCAAGGUUCACGAAGAAAACACCACCAUAGAAGAACUGGAGGCGAUUGGCAAAACUCUGGGCAGAGGAGACGACGACGGAGACCAGGAUGUUAUCGACAAAUUCCUGAGCUUCCUUCUCGGCGUGUGGGCCAAAGACCUGAACAGCCGUGAAGAUCACGUGAAGCGCAGCGUUCAGGGGAAGCUGGCCAGUGCCACCCACUCCCAGACCGAGUCGUACCUCAAGCCUCUCUUCAGGAAGCUCCGGAAGAAGAAUUUGCCGGCUGACAUCAAAGAGUCCAUCACUGACAUCAUCAAAUUCAUGCUGGAGCGGGAAUAUGUAAAGGCAAACGACGCGUAUCUCCAGAUGGCCAUCGGAAACGCGCCCUGGCCCAUCGGCGUGACCAUGGUGGGCAUCCACGCCCGUACGGGCCGAGAGAAGAUCUUCUCCAAGCACGUGGCCCACGUCCUCAACGACGAAACGCAGAGGAAGUAUAUUCAGGGACUAAAGAGGCUGAUGACCAUCUGCCAGAAACACUUCACGACGGAUCCGUCCAAGUGUGUGGAGUACAACGCUCUUUAAUGUCGUGCCGCGAGCAAACAUCGGGAACUUCCAAGCUGCUGGAGACGCCAACUUGUCGCAGAAUCGAUUCUGCCGGAGAUGACGCCAAUCCACUUCUUCCAUUUGGCCUUCAGACUCAUCACGACGCUCACGGGUUUGGCCAGCUUCUCAUUUGCAUGAGUAAAUAGGAGGCCUUUGGUCUUUUGAGAGGAUGCUCGUGUGCACAUGCAGGAAAUGGAUUUCUUUUUCAGGAAACAUUUUUUUGUUUUGCCUUUACUGUGAGGCGCAAGAUCCUGUAGUGUAAGUUUUAUUACACCCGCCGGCCACCACACAAUCUUUUUGUCGAGUUUGUUGUUUUAAGACAAUAAAAGUUGUAUAAAGUUAUCAAUGUAAUAUCGUUCAUAGCUGGAGUGUUUGUUGAACAGUUUAGUAACAAAAAAAAAAAAGUCAUUUUGUAUGUUUUCUCAUUUUUUUGCGGGUUAAAAUACUUUUAUUUGUUGUGAUUUGAAUUUGUUUUUUAAUUAGUAAGAGAUAAAUAUCUUUUAUCUUAA
Molecule: messenger RNA, 1709 nt
Organism: Syngnathoides biaculeatus (alligator pipefish)
Lineage: Eukaryota; Metazoa; Chordata; Actinopteri; Syngnathiformes; Syngnathidae
Gene: prpf18
Product: PRP18 pre-mRNA processing factor 18 homolog (yeast)
Exons: 10
Coding region: 154-1179 (341 amino acids)
Biological process (GO): RNA splicing; generation of catalytic spliceosome for second transesterification step
Cellular component (GO): U5 snRNP; U2-type post-spliceosomal complex; U4/U6 x U5 tri-snRNP complex
Source: RefSeq, a predicted model, not a curated record